Messenger RNA from Mercenaria mercenaria, 779 nucleotides. RefSeq names its product zinc finger protein 22-like. Lineage: Eukaryota; Metazoa; Mollusca; Bivalvia; Venerida; Veneridae. Gene Ontology annotation, molecular function: RNA polymerase II cis-regulatory region sequence-specific DNA binding; DNA-binding transcription factor activity, RNA polymerase II-specific. The transcript is spliced from 2 exons. Gene Ontology annotation, biological process: regulation of transcription by RNA polymerase II. The record is from RefSeq and is a predicted model, not a curated record. Bases 108 to 443 code for a protein of 111 amino acids.
UGUUCGUCUGUGCUCUAUGCGCUAAAGAAUAUAAAAGCAAGUCUAGCUUAAUUAAGCACGAGAAGAGGCAUGCGGGCGUUGGCAAGCAUAAAUGUCUUCAAUGUGGUAUGCUUGCCUUCUCCAGAAAAGACUUCGAGACGCACAUAGCCAGGCACAGCAAUGACAGACUAUAUGUAUGCACCAAAUGUGGCAAGACAUUUAAAACGCAAAAAGACAUGCAAGAUCACUCAAGGCUAGAGGAUUCUGAUGGGAAAUAUGAGUGUGACACCUGCGGGUCAAAGUACAAGAAGAAAUCGGACCUAACGGAGCAUGUGAGAAAACAUAGUGGAGAGAAACCUGAAAGAUGCAUCGAAUGUGGGAAGUGUUUCUGGUUCAAGAACAAUCUCCGUAGACAUUUAAAGACACUUGCAAAAGGACCGCAGGCUGGUACAAGUGGCAUGUAAAUGUUAAUGCUGUAACAAUGUGUGCCAUUUUUAGCUCAUCUGAUUUUUUGAAGAAAAAAAAUAUGAGUUAUUGUCAUCGCCUGAUCGGCGUCUGCGCCGGCGUCGGCGUUGCCAGGUUAAGUUUUAUGUUUAGGUCAGCUUUUCUCCUAAACUAUCAAAGCUUACAACACUUGUUCACCAUCAUAAGCUGACCCUGUACAGCAAGAUACAUAACUCCAUCCUGCUUUGUGCAAGAUUGAUGGCCCCUUUUGUACUUAGAAAACAUCAGUUUUCUUGGUUAAGUUUUACGUUUAGGUCAACUUUUCUGACCUAAACAUAAAACUUAACCAGUGUUUA